CAGAGCGCGCGGACCGCGGCCGGAGACGCCCUCGCUCCGCAGGGUCUGGGCGCGAUGUGGUGGCUGCUCCUCUGGGGAGUCCUCCAGGCUUGCCCCACCCGGGGCUCCGACCUCUUGGCCCAGCAGCUACCCCAGCAGCUGACUUCUCCUGGGUACCCAGAGCCGUAUCACAAGGGCCAAGAGAACACCGCGGACAUCCAGGCUCCAGAGGGCUUUGCUGUGAGGCUCGUCUUCCAGGACUUCGACCUGGAGCCGUCCCAGGACUGUGCAGGGGACUCUGUCACAAUCUCAGCCAGCGGGUCGGAUCCAAGCCAGUUCUGUGGUCAGCAGGGCUCACCUCUGGGCAGGCCCCCUGGUCAGAGGGAGUUUGUAUCCUCAGGGAGGAGUUUGCGGCUGACCUUCCGCACACAGCCUUCCAUGGAGAACAAGACUGCCCACCUCCACAAGGGCUUCCUGGCCCUCUACCAAGCUGUGGCUUCGAACUGCAGUCAGCCCAUCAGCCAGGCCAGCAGGAGUUCUGAAGCCAUCAACACACCUGGAGACAACCCCGCCAAGGUCCAGAACCACUGCCAGGAGCCCUAUUACCAGACCACGGCAGCAGGGGCACUCAGCAACACCACCCCAGGGACCCGGAAGGACACACAGGAUGGGGAGGAGGUUCUUCAGUGUAUGCCUGUCUGUGGACGGCCAGUCACCCCCAUUGACCAGAAUCAGACAACCCUCGGUUCUUCCAGAGCUAAGCUGGGCAACUUUCCCUGGCAAGCGUUCACCAGUAUCCAUGGCCGUGGGGGCGGCGCCCUACUGGGCGACAGAUGGAUCCUCACUGCUGCCCACACCAUCUACCCCAAGGACAGUGCUUCUCCCAGGAAGAACCGGAGUGUGAAUGUGUUCCUGGGCCACACAUCCAUAGAUGAGAUGCUGAAACUGGGGAACCACCCUGUGCACCGUGUCAUUGUGCACCCCGACUACCAUCACAACGAGUCCCACAACUUCAACGGGGACAUCGCCCUCCUGGAGCUGCAGCACAGCGUCCCGCUGGGCCCCAACGUCCUCCCGGUCUGCCUGCCUGACAAGGAGACCCUCUACCACAGCGGCGUGUCGGGCUACGUCAGUGGGUUUGGCAUGGAGAUGGGCUGGCUAACUACUGAGCUGAAAUACUCAAGGCUGCCUGUAGCUCCCAGGGAGACCUGCAAGGCCUGGCUCCAAAAGAGACAGAGGCCCGAGGUGUUUUCUGACAGUAUGUUCUGUGUUGGGGACGAGACGCAGAGGCACAGUGUCUGUCAGGGGGACAGUGGUAGCGUCUAUGUGGUAUGGGACGAUCGUGCCCAUCACUGGGUAGCCACGGGCAUUGUGUCCUGGGGCAUAGGGUGUGGCAAGGGGUACGACUUCUACACCAAAGUGCUCAGCUAUGUGGACUGGAUCAAGGGGGUGAUGAAUGGCAAGAACUGACCGUGGUGCACUUGAGCAGGGACGGGCCAGCACAGCGGAGGCCUCAGUCAAGAGAGGGCCAGGAGUGAGGACUGAACCCUGCGGCAGGGGCCGGAAGUGGUGGGAGGCAGGGAAAUCCUAUUCACAUCACUGAUGCAGCAAGCCCCAGUGCAAGAGAAACCCCCACCCUGCAAGCCUGCACCAUCCGGACAGGAAGCACGGUCCCACAGACCGCUGCUCCUCACCCGCUACCUCCCUGUCCGCUCGCACUAUGCCCACGGAAGCCCUGUGCGUCUCAGCAACUUUCACCUUGAAUGUCCUUGGCAUCCCCUUCCUCUUCUUCAUCUGUUGACACAGCUUUUAUACUCACCUCUGGAAGAGUCACCGUCUCACCCGCUGAGUAUGGAGAAAGGGGUUUUCAUUGCAUUUUAUUUCUGAAACAUUCCUGAGACCCUUUAGCUGACCUUCACAUAGUCAAGCUGUUGGCUUCACCACCUUCCACAGCUCCAAGAUGCAAUUACAGAAAUAGUUCCUUUUUAAAUUUUAUGUCCUCUGUAUGCCAGAUGCUUCACCUGCUAUUUCACAUAAUCCUCAUACCAUAUUGGCAAAGGAUGGGUUAUCAGCCAUGCUUGACAAAAGAGGAAACUGAGCCUCUGGGGAUAAAGGGACUUUCCUGGGUCCCACAGCUGGUGUGUGACUGCAGAGGCUGCUCUUCCCAGUGUGCCGCGAUACUUAGCUCUCCUCAGAUCUGCUGUGCCACCCGCUCUGCCUCCCAGUCCCCACAUCCUUACCAUUGUCCCUCCCUGGGAAUUCCUGCUUCUGUAAAAAUGGCAUCCUCUGGCUCACCCUUUCCUGCUAGCCCCAUCUCCUGCAGAAGCCACAUGAGCCCAGCACUGGACUGAAGUUCCUGCGGACACCCCAUCUGUGCCCCCAUCAUCAAGAGAACUGUUCCACCUGAGAGGACCAACUCUUUCAUUUUUAGUACACAUCGGAGGUGAUGGGCCGGGCGCGGUGGCUCACGCCUGUAAUCCCAGCACUUUGGGAGGCCAAAGCGGGCGGAUCACAAGGUCAUGAGAUCAACACCAUCCUGGCCAACAUGGUGAAACCCUGUAUCUAUUAAAAAUACAAAAAUUAGCUGGGCAUGGUAGUGUGCACCUGUAGUUUCAGCUACUCAGGAGGCUGAGGCAGGAGAAUGGCUUGAACUCAGGAGGCGGAGGUUGCAGUGAGCUAAGAUGGUACCACUGCACUCCAGCCUGGUGACAGAGCAAGACUCCAUCUAAAAAAAAAAAAAAAAAAAAAAAAAAAAAAAAUAUUGGAGGUGAUUUAAAGUGAAAGACACAAAUAAAAUACAACUGUUCAAUGGACAUAGAAAAUAAAUACCAUAAAAGAGAGAAGAGAGAUAAUUUGUUAGCAUCAAGAGUCAAGUUGCUGUAUGGUCACAGGUUAAAUUUAUCUCUUAAAAAAAAUAGCAGGAUUCAAGGUUGUAGCUACAUGUGGUUACUUGUGUGUUUUACACCUAAACACAGUACAAAAGAUUAUUAAAAAUAUUCCCAAAAGGUGGGUACAGUGAUGCACACCUAUAGUCCCAACCACUCAGGAGGCCGAUGCAGGAGGAUCAUUUGAGCCCAGGAGCUCAAGGCCAGCCUAAGCAACAUAGUGAAACCCCAUCUCCAAAAAUAUAAUAAUACUGUCAAAAUACUCAACAGAGGUAGUUUUAGUUGAUAAGAUUUUGGCCGUUUGGUUUUCCACUAUUCUCUAUUUGCUAAAUUUUGUUUAAUGAGCAUGAAACAUUCUUAUUCUAUUUUACUUAUUUUUAUGAUUGAAAAAAUGAUGAGUUUCUCCUUGCCAAGGCAAUAUAUAUAUAUAUAUAUAUAUA
Molecule: messenger RNA, 3304 nt
Organism: Saimiri boliviensis boliviensis (Bolivian squirrel monkey)
Lineage: Eukaryota; Metazoa; Chordata; Mammalia; Primates; Cebidae
Gene: C1RL
Product: complement C1r subcomponent like
Biological process (GO): zymogen activation; complement activation
Cellular component (GO): extracellular region; blood microparticle
Molecular function (GO): serine-type endopeptidase activity
Source: RefSeq, a predicted model, not a curated record